This is a messenger RNA of Dermacentor albipictus, 5403 nucleotides long. Its product is annotated as aromatic-L-amino-acid decarboxylase-like. The record is from RefSeq and is a predicted model, not a curated record. NCBI's taxonomy places the organism in Eukaryota, Metazoa, Arthropoda, Arachnida, Ixodida, Ixodidae. Gene Ontology annotation, biological process: amino acid metabolic process. Gene Ontology annotation, cellular component: cytoplasm. Gene Ontology annotation, molecular function: pyridoxal phosphate binding; carboxy-lyase activity.
AGAUUGGAGACCACGAUGCUGACGUCGACAACUGCUUUUCCGGAGGAUCAGGGUAGGACUGACUACGCGCAAGUUAUGCGCGACUUGAUGGCCCGAGCUUUCGCCAGCAUACCGACGUCCCUUCGGAGGAAGUUGUUGGAAGCCGACGUCCGGCCGGAGUGCACAGCGGGACUCUUGCGGACUCUGCGUGGCUUCCAGAACUUCGACUCUUGGGCGCUGAAAUUGUUCGACGCGUCCGGCAAGUACCCCACGGGCCUGUUCGAGGGCAGCCGCGUGGAUAUGGGAGCAUUCGACGAGUGCCUCAGCAUUGUACUACGCGACGGCUAUGGGAACAUGCUGUCGCGAGGGCAGUAUUGCAACCUGAUGACAUACGUCACGAACGGCUCUGCCGUGGAGGAGAAGGUUCGCUCAUUGUCUGAUGUGUUGCACCCUAGGCUACAAUAUUUCAGGAAGUACUUUUCCUACACAAAGCUUCCUGUGGGUCGCCUGGCAGUGUGCUCUCUAAACGACUGCAACCAACAAGACAUGCAAGGCUCAGUGACCAUUGUGACGCCCCCUUGCGUACGCCUCGAAGUGUCUGAUUGUGUAACAGGGGAACCGGAACCGUGGAGCAGAGGAGAAAUGGGAAUUUGGGUGCUUUUAUGUAUCCUACUCAUCGCCGUCGCAGCUGGUACCUAUGUCGACUGCUUCAUGAAGAGAGAGCCGAAGAGGAAGAAAUACCGCAGCGUAGCCGUCGGGCCCUGGUCGGCGUCCGGCGAGCCGGCCAUGUCCGGGCAGUUGGUCAGCUGGAUGCACCGCGUGCUGCCGUUCAGCAAGAGCGCCCGCAGCCCCCAGCACUGCAACGCGGCCUACGACCACGCCUCGUCCAACGCCUCGUCGCGGAACGCCUCGCCGCUGCACUGCGCCUCCUCACCGGCGCGGAGCCGAGCAGCGGAGGAGGCGGCGAGUGCGAGCGCCGGCCCGGAGCACCCGGCGCCUCAGCACGAGAUCAAGGACUCGCUCGAGGCUGAGCGAGGCGAGGACGAGUCGGGCCUUCGCGCGUACGAGCCAUGCGUAGCGCAGGAGGACGAGUUCCCGCCGCCGCCGCCGCCGGUCUCGUCGGCCGAGCAGCGGCGGCGCGGCCCGUCGUCGCGCGGUAUGGACUCGGUCGAGUUCCGCCAGCGCGGCCGCGAGAUGGUCGAGUACAUCGCGCGCUACAUGGAGACCAUCGGCGACCGGCGCGUGACCCCGCAGUGCGAGCCGGGCUACCUCAAGGAGCUGCUGCCGGACAAGGCGCCCGAACAGCCCGAGGACUGGGACAACAUCAUGGCCGACGUGGAGCGCUUCAUCAUGCCCGGAGUGACCCAUUGGCAGCACCCCCACUUUCAUGCCUACUUCCCCGCUGGGAAUUCCUACCCUUCUAUCCUGGCGGACAUGCUCUCUGAUGGCAUCGGCUGCGUCGGGUUCUCCUGGGCAGCCAGCCCGGCUUGCACAGAACUGGAGGUGAUCAUGCUGGACUGGAUCGGAAAGAUGAUUAACCUUCCCGAGGAAUUUCUCUGCCUGUCGGGAGACAGCAGUGGAGGAGGUGUUAUUCAGUCAAGCGCAAGCGAGUGCAUUCUGAACACUCUGCUGGCAGCCAGGUACGCAACGAUCAAGAAACUCAAGGAGGAACAGCCUUUCGUCGACGAGGGCGUGCUCCUCUCCAAGCUCAUGGCCUACUGCUCCAAGGAGGCCCACUCAUCGGUGGAGAAAGCAGCAAUGAUUGGAUUCGUGAAGCUUCGCAUUCUCGACACGGACGAGAACUUCAGCAUGCGCGGCUCGACGCUUGCCGCCGCCAUGGAGGAAGACCGCAAGGCGGGAUUCGUCCCCUUCUUUGUAAGCGCAACUCUGGGAACGACGUCGUGCUGCUCCUUCGACGCUCUGGCGGAGAUUGGUCCACUCUGUCAAAAAGAAGGCAUCUGGCUUCACGUGGACGCCGCCUACGCGGGAAGCGCUUUCAUCUGCCCCGAGUUCCAGUACCUGCACAAGGGACUCGAGUACGCGAUGUCUUUCAACAUUAACCCUAACAAAUGGAUGCUUGUAAACUUUGACUGCUCCUUGAUGUGGGUAAAGGACAGGUUCAAGUUGACGCAAGCUUUGGUCGUUGACCCGCUGUACCUACAGCACAGCUAUUCAGAUAAGGCGAUUGAUUACAGGCACUGGGGCAUCCCCCUUAGUCGGAGGUUCCGGUCGCUCAAACUAUGGUUCGUAGUGAGGAGGUACGGCAUCGCCGGACUACAGCACUACAUCCGAGAGCACGUUCGACUGGCAAAGAAAUUUGAGCAGCUGGUGCGAAGCGACUCCCGAUUCGAAGUGGUUAGUCAAGUGAUCUUCGGUCUCGUCUGCUUCCGGCUCAAGGGCUCGAACCAGCUGAACGAAAAGCUGCUGUCGAGCAUCAACGCGUCGGGCAAGCUUCACAUGGUGCCGGCGUCGCUGAACGACCGCUACGUCAUCCGCUUCUGCGUGUGCGCGCCGAACGCGUGCGACGCGGACAUCGUCUACGCCUGGCACAUCGUGAGCCAGUUCACCACCGAGCUGCUGCAGCUGCUCGGCCACGAGAUCGACAAGAAGGAAGAGGAGAAGGAGCCUCACCACACUGUGCUCGACACGACGUACGACAGCUACAUCAGCUGCUCGGACAGGAUGACGCAUGGAUGAAGCGGCCGGGCAUGUGCGCCUGGCCCUGCCACCACCACCCCCACCUCCCGCAACUGCGUGCAUCCCUUGAAUGCGCACGUCGUAGGAUCCCGUUUGUCUACUGCUUGGCAACUGCUGAGACAACCUGCAUGUUUGCGCUUUGCACCUGCCUGACUUCGUCGCGCCCGCGCUGCAUGGAAUCCCCCGUGACGCCAUUUCCAGCCAAAUGUUCAUCGCCAAAAACCGUCCCUGUGCUGGCGAGAAACAUAGGACUUGUUCCAUAGUGUGCGUGAUAAUUUGCAUGAUGUGCAUAAUCAGAUCGAUGUUUAGGGUUCUGCGUGGUGCUUGUGAUUAGACACGCGCGCUGAUUAAACUGCCCUGUUAUUAACCCUAGACUUGAAACAGGCAUCAACCGUGAACUCCGGUCUACGACGCUAACCGCUUAUGGGUUCGUUGCGAUACAGGCCCUUCAUGAUGAACCACGCUCAAGCGUUGCUGCGUGCAUGUUAAAUAUCUUAACCAGUUAAGGAAAGUGUUCUAACCUGUCAAUAUCCCGAAGUACGCCACUGUAAAGCAAAAGAAUGACAAUGAGAAAGGAAUAUAGUUAUGCAGAGGUUCACGCAAACGUCCUACAAUCUUAUAUCAACAUUUAUGUACGUCUUUUCCACACAAGUGUAGCCCACUGUGAGCGUCACCGGUGUGAGUCUGGUGUCCUAUUGCGGAGGGGCAAUCGCAAUACUCUAAAAAGCCUAAAGCUGAGACUUUCUAUGUACGUCUUUUCUAAUAUCAGAGUAGGCAAGUACCUACAACUGCAGCUCCGCCAGAGUACAUCCAGUUCUAGAGGGUGCAGAUACAUUCAUACUCUCAAAGCAGGGCAAUGCCUGCAACCUGAGUUACGUGUUUUCGCUGCUCAGCGAAGGGUUACUACUGUAUACGAAGUUGAAUUUGUGGCAUAUUAGCAAACUCAUUUCUCUUUAGGUAUAAGCAUACGAAGUGUUUGUACACUUUAGCGAAAAAACACUAUGCAUGAAGAGCUGGUCAUUGCAUGAGGACAUGUGGAUGCUUUAGCCUUGAAGCUGCAAGUAUGAUUGUCGUGCAAUUCACCGCGUACUUUUGUAUCUUCACUUUUGAAUAUGAAUAUGAAUAUGAAUUGCAAAAAUUGCAAUGAAUAUGAAUUGCAUAUGAAUUGUCAAAAAGAAAACGUAAACUCAGACAUCCUAAAUACUGAAUUAUAAUCAGUAUAGUAUAGCUACAGGAACUGUCGGACAAAUAAUUUGUAUUUAAUGUAUCCACGAAGUGGCAAGUGAGGUUUCUUCCACUGCUUAUCACAGCAUCAAGUGCAAUCUUAAAAAAAAAGCACUAACUAUUCUACAGUAAAGCUCGCUCAAGAUUGCACAAUGGUAACAGAAGCCUAAUCAUCCUUUUCACUCAUCGAGCUCAACAAAAUAUCAAAACCACAAACGCACGAAAGCUGUUCUAAAAAUUGAGCUGAAUAUGAUUCGCUCUGUGCUCUUCCAUUUCUCCUGCCAUUUCUGUUUCUCACGUUGUUGCAUCGACUAGUGUUUUCUUUUUUUUUCUCUGUGUUAUGCGCUGGAAAUGAAAAAGCCCAACAUUGCUGCACUUCGAAAAUAACUUUGUGAAAGUGUGUGCUAGCCGAUAUAAAAAAAACAAUAAAGAAUGCUUAAGCACUCUGAUGUGUUAAAAGUGCACUAACGGCGAUUUUUUUUAACCUUGCAUAAAUGAUGCUGUUGAAUUCGUAAAAGAGUUGAACUCUCGUUCUCGUGCUUAAGGAUGAGAGCACAGCAUAGCGCAGGUGCCUUGGUUGUGCACAUUUCAUUCUGCAUCCAAAUUUUGCAGCAAUUCUUGUUUUUUGAAAAUAAUUUUCGCACUUCGUCAUGUGCUGUCAUGUCACCGUUAUCCUCUCGGCAUGGCACGUACGAGAUGAUUGGAAGCGAGUGAAAGGUAUCCAUACAAAAUAUGAUCCCUAUUUUACUCACCUUUUUCUUCUCAUUCUUUUGCUGUUGAGCACUUACACUUGCCGUUAAACGGAGUUUUGAUGUUGGCGUUUUUCUUGGGCAUGUGAGUUGCGCAUCAGAUAAAAAAAUAUCUACCGCAGCAAACUUUAUGUUGUGACAAGGGAAAUAUUUUGCUUAUUAGCGCUUGUUGUUGUCGCUACAACUAGAGCUCAUGUUGUAAUAGUGCAAUUUGUUGUUAUUUGACCUGACAUCCUGUCGUCGCGAGAAUGUCGCUUUUGUCUUGUCUUGCCGACAAGGCAUUCUACUCGGGAAGAUAGGAAACGUCGGAUCAAAGACAUGACUUUUUGUAGCACGCUACUAAGAAAUCGUCUGUUGAUUGUUUUCGGCUAAGUGAACUUAGUUUUGUUAUUGUUUUUAGCACACACGAUAGGGCUGAGCCGAGAUUUAGUUUCUUGUUUGUCGUCGUUGUCAUGAACUCCCUCAUCUUCGUUUUCCGUAUUGUUUUGUUUUUUGUUUUUCAUAGGCCCCUUUUAUUAGAGCGAAAAGAGAAUGAUACUAGAUUAUUCGUUGCCUCGUACGAGCUAUGCAUGUAUAGCUAAUGCAUGACUGCUUGUAGCGCAGCUAGAGGUAUUUCUCUAGUGUGUCACAAAGGGUUCUGAGGACCAGAGAUAUAUAUAUAUACGCAUAAAAGGCAUGUACAUUGUUGUUUCAUAUUUGUGAUGUCAAUACAUUUGUACAUAUACUGUCAAGAGAAGAAAUAUUCUGUCUUUUA